Messenger RNA from Lingula anatina, 4021 nucleotides. RefSeq names its product mitogen-activated protein kinase kinase kinase kinase 3. Gene Ontology annotation, biological process: protein phosphorylation; intracellular signal transduction. Gene Ontology annotation, molecular function: MAP kinase kinase kinase kinase activity; ATP binding. Gene Ontology annotation, cellular component: cytoplasm. NCBI's taxonomy places the organism in Eukaryota, Metazoa, Brachiopoda, Lingulata, Lingulida, Lingulidae. The record is from RefSeq and is a predicted model, not a curated record.
UACCGGAAGUAGAGUUUUAGGAUGGAGAAGAAAUCAAGAUGAGUAAAAAUCCUUUUAAAACGUAACAAAAGAGCACUUAUGUUUUAAUUUUUGUAUAAAGGACACUAAAAUGUGCGCUGCUGGACACUUAGAUAUCUCCAGAAGAAACCCCCAAGAUGAUUUUGAGCUUAUUCAACGCAUUGGAAGCGGGACCUACGGUGAUGUGUACAAGGCAAGAAACAUCGCCACCAAUGAACUGGCUGCAAUCAAAGUCAUCAAGUUGGAACCAGGAGAUGACUUUGCAGUUAUCCAGCAGGAGAUAGUGAUGAUGAAAGAAUGUAAACAUCCCAAUAUAGUGGCAUAUUGGGGAAGUUACCUGAGGAGAGACAAGCUAUGGAUAUGUAUGGAAUACUGUGGAGGAGGGUCCAUGCAAGAUAUAUAUCAUGUUACUGGUCCCCUGAAUGAGUCCCAGAUAGCCUUUGUGUGUAGAGAAACUCUGAAAGGGUUACACUAUUUACACAAUCGAGGGAAAAUGCAUAGAGACAUCAAGGGUGCUAAUAUUCUGUUGGAUGAUGAUGGAGAUGUGAAGCUAGCUGAUUUUGGCGUGUCUGCACAAAUCACAGCCACAAUCUCCAAAAGAAAAUCUUUCAUAGGCACCCCAUAUUGGAUGGCACCAGAGGUGGCAGCCGUGGAGAGGAAGGGGGGCUACAACCAACAGUGUGAUAUUUGGGCAGUAGGAAUUACUGGGAUCGAAUUUGCUGAACUUCAGCCACCUAUGUUUGAUUUGCAUCCUAUGAGAGCUCUGUAUCUCAUGUCCAAAAGUGGCUUCAAAUCACCCACCUUGAAAGAUAAAAAUAAAUGGUCUCCCACAUUUCAACACUUUAUAAAAGUGUCUCUUACAAAAAAUCCCAAGAAAAGACCCUCAGCUGGAGAGCUUUUACAGCAUCCUUUCCUCCAAGGGGAUUUGACCAAGAGGUUAUCCAAGGAGUUAUUACACAAGUUCCACAAUCCAGCUAAUGCAAUCUACCAGGACCCAGCAUUAGAUGCUGAUGAGGAGAUGUCAUUAGAUGUUCCCAGACGGAUUUCAUCAAAGAAUGACAAGGACAGGGAGAGAGCCAAGUCCCAGUCGGAGACUGACAUUGGCAACUUGAACUUAGAAGCACCCCUAGUGACAGAUAUAAAAGAAGACCAGGGGGCGUCUGGGUAUGAGGUGGUGGAAUCCUGGGGGUUACAGCCAGAAGACAGACAAUCUGAACCUGUAGAUGGAGAGGAAGAGGAACAAGGAGAAAUGGAAGACUGGAGAGAUGAAGAUAACUCUCUGUUAGCAAGUGUCAAUGAGGAAUUACUCCAAAGGGGGCAUCGCAGUAGCUUGAUCUCGCCAGACGAAGAUUUUGACAAUUCUGAAUACACACAGCAGGAGACAUUGCCCAUGGGAGCACCACCAGUGCCACCUAGGCCACAUACAGAAAGAAGCCGAACACAAAGUACAGGCAGUGAGGAGCUAACAGAGAAUGGUGGUCUAGAUGGCAUAGUGGACUACAUGAAGACCUUGACACCUGGGUCUGGACUCCCUGGAGAAGGUGGUGAGGCCCCCCCUGCUCUUCCUCCUAAGACUCGUACUGCCAAUGGUAGUAUUCCCGCAUCCGAGGCCUCCCCGGCCCCACAGGUACCGCCCAGGAGACGGCCUGGAGGAAGACCAUUACCAAAUAGACCAGUGAGCAAUGGCCUUCCACCAACUCCCAAAGUACAUAUGGGCGCAUGUUUUUCAAAAGUUUUCAAUGGAUGUCCUUUGCAGAUCAACUGUUCUGCUAGCUGGGUACACCCAGACACAAGAGAUCAAUACAUCUUUGUUGGUUCCAAUGCAGGAAUGUAUAUGCUCAACUUGAAUGAAAUCCAUGAAGGUUCAAUGGAACUGGAAAGUGCUCCAUUUAUACGUCUUACUAACACUGGGUCUGGGCCACAUACAGAAAGAAGCCGAACACAAAGUACAGGCAGUGAGGAGCUAACAGAGAAUGGUGGUCUAGAUGGCAUAGUGGACUACAUGAAGACCUUGACACCUGGGUCUGGACUCCCUGGAGAAGGUGGUGAGGCCCCCCCUGCUCUUCCUCCUAAGACUCGUACUGCCAAUGGUAGUAUUCCCGCAUCCGAGGCCUCCCCUGCCCCACAGGUACCGCCCAGGAGACGGCCUGGAGGAAGACCAUUACCAAAUAGACCAGUGAGCAAUGGCCUUCCACCAACUCCCAAAGUACAUAUGGGGGCGUGUUUUUCAAAAGUUUUCAAUGGAUGUCCUUUGCAGAUCAACUGUUCUGCUAGCUGGGUACACCCAGACACAAGAGAUCAAUACAUCUUUGUUGGUUCCAAUGCAGGAAUGUAUAUGCUCAACUUGAAUGAAAUCCAUGAAGGUUCAAUGGAACUGGUGCAUGCAAGGAAAUGUACAUGGUUAUAUGUGAUAAAAGAUGUUAUGAUGUCAUUAUCAGGCAAAACUCCUCAGUUAUUUCGCCAUGACUUGGUGAUGCUGGUGGCCAGGCAGUCCCACAGGUUGUCUUUGCCCAUUAACAAAAUACCUGAAAAAUUAGUGCCAAGAAAAUUCAUCCCCACAACCAAAGUCCCCGACACCAAGGGCUGCUCCAGAUGUUGUGUAGGGAGGAAUCCAUACAAUGGGUACAAAUAUCUGUGUGGUGCUCUCCCCAACAGUGUCAUCUUGAUGCAGUGGUAUGAUCCACUUAACAAGUUCAUGCUAUUGAAGCAUUUUGACAGCAGCCUUCCUUCUCCCUUGAAGUGUUUUGAGAUGCUGAUCACACCAGAGCUAGAGUAUCCAAUGGUGUGUGUGGGAGUUAGUAAAGGCACUGAUAGACACCUGCACUUUGACAUCAUCAACAUGAAUUCUUCCUCAAGUUGGUUUACAGAGAAAAACCUGGACAAGGAACACUUGGAUUUGGUCAAUGUAACACAGCUGGAAAAAGAUACUAUAUUGGUGUGUUAUGAAAAUUAUGUGAAGGUUGUGAACAUGAAUGGAAAAUUAAAAUCUAGCAGAAGACAGGCUGCAGAACUUCAUUUUGAUUUCCCAGUUGAAAGCUUAGUGUGUCUACAGGACAGUGUUUUAGCCUUCCACAAGCAUGGCAUGCAGGGCAGAAGUUUCAAGACCAAUGAAGUCACACAAGAAAUAUGUGACAAGUCCAGAAUUUUCAGGGUCCUGGGUUCAGAUAAGGUAAUUUUACUAGAGAGCAGGCCAACCAAUCAACCAGACACCAAUUCAAAUUUGUAUGUCCUAGCUGGCCAUGAGAACACUUACUGAGAGAACUGGAAGAGCCUUUGCACUUGAGUUCAUUUGCUUCUGUGGUUUCUAUGGAAACCUUAAAACAACAUCAAUAACAGACUCCCCUGUUGUACACAGUCAGGAAGAUUCCUCUCCAGUGGUGAAUAACGUAAUGGCCAAAAGCUGACUAUAAUGAGAGAGAAUGGCUUAAUAAAUUGUAUUAGUCAGCAGGUGUUUGUUUUGAGAGACAUGAUUCCCCCCAGAGGCAGGCUUGGGGCAGACAUGGGUGCAAUUUCAUAGUUCUUCUUGAUUGCAGCACUGUUUAAUUAAAUUCAUUAAUAAACAAUGGAAUCACUCAACAGAUGAAGAAUAAUGAGGUUCAGGAGUUGAUAAGAAACUGGAAAUGAUUUUAAUAUGAGUUGCUGGUAACAGUAAGCAGACCAUGUUGACAAGCCUAGUACCACUGUUGCUACUUAUAUCAGAGGGAACACCAGUUUAUUUGAAUGCAUAAAACAUGAGAUGUUGCCCAUGUUUCCAUGUGGUUUCCCAAGCCAAAUUGGACCCGACCCAAGGGAGCCUGUUGGAAUGAACGCUGGGUUUCCCAGAACCAUUUAUAGAAACAAGUGUUCCUGUGUCCAUGCAUAGCACAUGUUGGUCUAAUUCAAUCAAUUGUCCCCAGUGGCGUAUAGAGCCAUUUUACACAGCUUUUCUUAGCUGCAAAAUAAUUAAUUAGUACACCAAGAUCAGAGGUCAGAAUUGAUUUGGCAUUUAUCAUUUAUGUAUGAG